This is a messenger RNA of Coniosporium apollinis CBS 100218, 2550 nucleotides long. RefSeq lists its product as uncharacterized. Lineage: Eukaryota; Fungi; Ascomycota; Dothideomycetes. The record is from RefSeq and is a predicted model, not a curated record. The transcript has a single exon. Bases 1 to 2550 code for a protein of 849 amino acids.
AUGCCACCGGCGUUGGACAGGCUUCUCGCCAGGCCCUCGGCGCUGCGCCUCCUCCGCGCUCUAGCCGAUUCAGAUGCACAAUCCUCCUGCGCGCUGUGCGAUGGCUUCCAUAGCCGCAAACACCGGCGUGCGUAUGGGAGAAGGCACGUAUCCGCCGUUGCACCGUUAAGAGAUAACUCGGACGCUGCGACUCACGAAGAGAGCCCUCGCCCUCCAUUAGUUCGUCGUUUGAACGUCGGCAAAGCCUCGACAUGGGAUAAGCUGCGCCUACAAUCAGACGUUAGGGUCCCCAAGCCGGGGAGCACGCUGCUUGUCGACCAGCCGAAACGGCGCGAAAACUAUGAGCUUUGGGUCGUGUUGCUGCAGUUCCGGCAGCGUAUACACGGAGACGACGGGGUACAUGAUAUCUGGGAUGGUCUCAGAGCGCGGAAGAUUGAUCUGCCUACGGAUGGGACCAAUGCUGAUGUUCUCUGGGGGGCAUUCCUCAAUCAUUCACGACUCAAGGUCCCAAUAAUCGAAUAUGCCGCCGACCUGCGUCAGCGCAAGGGUCGAGUGUACGGACCGCUUUACACGACGGUCGUUGGCCAAGCCCUCAGAUCGAACCCCGAAAACGCUUUUGCAUGGCAUAAGCGGUUGGCUACUGCUGACUUAGUCGAACCUGGGGCACUGCGAAAAGUAGCCGAAGCAGCUACACACAGUAGAGCCUCUUUAAAAGCUUUUCGACUCAUUUAUCUCGAGAGCAAAGAUCGAAACGUCUACGAUACCUUGAUUUCCGCGCUCUGUCAGCGUGAGCAGUACGACGCUGCUAUAAGGUGGCAUCAGUUUCUUAUUCGCAACAACGAUCGUCCCAGCAAAGCACUAGGGACAGAGCAUUCGCCCAGCAGCAACAGGAGCGGAGACAAAUCUUUCCAGGAGGGGCAUAACGCACAACUAGAAUCGCAUCCCACCGCUAGUAUUGGACCUCCUAAAGACGACCAGGGCGCUUCGACUGGCCGAUUCUCGCGCGAGAUGAUGAACAGGCUCCUAGGGAUAGCUCACGCUGUAGCGCCUAAACAGAUCGAUGAUGCGCUUUGCGCCCGAUUGUUUGCUACGACAGCUUUCCCAGUCGAAGCGGUCAUUAGUGGAUUAAGAAUGUUCGGCAUUGAAGCCCUAGGCCCUCUAGCGCUGCGGGAACUAGCUGCGCGAGUCGACAACCCGUAUACUAUAGUGCAGAAGAUCGAGCACUUGAAGCGGGCUGGCAUUUCGAUUGGACAAACGGUCUUCUCUAGAGCCGUUUACAAAUUUGCACAAGAGGGUCGGGCAGAUAUGCUGAGCGAUCUCCUUGUAACUGACCAACACCCGGAUGUCCUGGAGGACCGAGCGAAGCAGAAGGAGCUUCUCUCUUCGUAUCUAGCUGCAGAAGAUUGGCAACAGGUCCAUCGUACCCUUGCAAUCCUUACGAUUUUCCAUGCGGAUCCCCAAACCGAGUCCUGGAACAUCCUACUGCGCAGCUACAGCCGACGUCAGGAACUAGCGAAGCUCAACAGCAUCCUUGAAGAUAUGCGUAUAAAUAGGAUUCAGAUAACUGAACACUCGCUCAACAGUCUUCAUCACCACACGCUUAGACUCCGCAGCCGGAGUAAACGUCCAACUACGAAGUGGGUACACUCUUUCGACGAUCUUCGCCUUAUGACAAACAUAUGGCGCAGCAUCCUUGAAUCAGACGGCGAGCUUCCCCCCUGGCGCUGGCGCGAAAUUCUUCGCCGCUUUGGGAUGACCGGACGCCUCAGCGAGUUACGGUCCCUGAUGUUGUGGCUCGCCGCAUGGUACUCGCCCGCCACUGCCGUUGCGAUGCGAUCCAAAUACGCCCGCACUGCUGCCUUACCUCCUGCCGGAGCGGAGAAGCCAAGCCGCUCCGCCAGCGACUUUAUCAACCAUCCCGUGUUCCCCGUCGAUGCCUCCCUACUUCCAACCAGCCACCCCAACCAUCCUCUUCGCCAGAUCUUCCGACCCGUCCUGCAGUCCGCGAUCGUAGAAUGGGGGUUCAAAACGCUAGCCCUCCAGCCUCCCGCCGGCACCAAAUCCGAGAAAUCUAGCACGCCGGCACCAGCCCACCACUGGUACUUCGGCCUCCGCUCCCUCCAGCUCCUGCGCGAACGCGGCGUCCACGUCGACCCGUCCACCGUCCGCAAAGCCGUCCAGCUGCGCCUGUGGAUCCUCUACGGGCCGGGCCGAUCAAACCGGCUGGCCAACCGCGUGGCGCGCCAGCGGAACCCGUACACGCUGGAGCAGUUCGUGGGGCUUGUGAACGAGUUCUGGGGCGGUGAGGAGGCGCUGCUGAAUGUGCCAAAGGAGCUGCUGGAGGGGCCGGUGAGGGGGGAGAGGAGGCUGGAGUUGUUUGUGUGCUUGUUCGGGAGGAAGCCGUGGUGGGAUAGGAGGAGGGGGAUGAAGGUUGAUUUGGGGGCUAGGCUAGAGCUGAUGAGGAGGGGGAGACAGAGGAGAGAGGACAGGGGGGGCAACGAACAUAAGGGGAACGGUGCUGAGACCCUGGCUGAAGGAGUCAAUGUAUAG